AUGUCUACCAACAGUUCCAAGCAGCCUGUUGUCCCAAACCCCACGGGGAAGAGGAAGCGAUCGUUGUCUACGACAAUACUCGCAACACCAUCGUCCAAGCCAACAAAGAAGACAAAGAGCUCGUCCGAUACGGAGAUCGCCUCACCACUCCUUCGUCUCCCAGCCGAGCUUCGAAACAUGAUCUGGGGCUAUGCCGCGGACUGGAGUGAUAUCAACGAGACGAUCGCAGAAUGUCGAGGACGGAUCUGUACCAAGAAGUUCAUGCGCGAGAUGCGUACGACGCCCACCGUUCUCCUACUCUGUCGCCAAGUGACAGCUGAAGCUCUUGACGUUCUUCACAGGAAGCCUCUCAUCCUCGAGGAAGAUCUCUACCACGUCUGCCACCAGAACGUUGAUUGCGGCCUAGAAUGCUUCAUCUCUAGAAGGACGCUGAGGAACAUCAAGACGCUCAUCAUCGACCUCAAUAGCUCGCUCACGAUGUACCCAGAAGAUUGGACAAGCCUCCUCUGCCAAUUUGGGCCCUUUGCGGACUUCUCGCGCUGGGCGGACGUCCCGGCCAAGACUAUACGUUUGCGUAUCCAGGAGGAUUGCUCCGAGGAUGCAAUCGAUGACCUUCUCUCAUUCGCUCAGGACUCUUCGGGGCCUCUAUCGCCUAUCUUGUGCGACGAAUCGGUCCCGGAGGAGUUGAAGACCCAGCUGAGAUACUGUGAGAAAUUGCGUUUGUAA
This is a messenger RNA of Coniosporium apollinis CBS 100218, 726 nucleotides long. RefSeq lists its product as uncharacterized. NCBI's taxonomy places the organism in Eukaryota, Fungi, Ascomycota, Dothideomycetes. Bases 1 to 726 code for a protein of 241 amino acids. The record is from RefSeq and is a predicted model, not a curated record. The transcript has 2 exons.